AUGACGAGGAUGACAAUAAUGACGUACAUGUGUGUGUGGAGGGGAAGAGAAGGGGGGGGUGUUGGUACACAAUGUGUACCUACGAACCUCGUUGGUGGUGACGUUGGUAACGACGAGGUGGAGGUGGUAGAGGAGGAAGCAGGAGAGGACGAGGAGGAUGACGAGGAAGAAGAGGAGCAGCGCGCACUGGCGGUGAAAGUAGACUGCAAUGCCUCUUCCGCCCCUCCAGUGGCUGGAGUGGAGAGGUUUGUGUUUGUGGUAUCAGGGCAAGUCAGCUUCACUCAGUACGGGACCCCAGGAGAGACCAAUGAAGGAGGUGUGGCCAAUCAGUGCUCGACGGUUAGUGAUGCUGUGAGCACCUGUGCAAGAUCCGUUGUUUUGCAGGAGGAUCUUACGGGCGACUCCUAUGUGUAUCUCCCACCGAAUACGCCCCAUUCCUUGGCUUCUGCGUCUGGAGCUACACUCGUACUCAUUCAACGCAGCACCGACAAGGAUUAUGAUCCGAAGAAAGAUGGGGAUUGCGCGGGGUUGAGGGAUGACGACGAGGAGGAGGAGGAGAAGGGUGAGGAGGAGGAGGAGGAGGAGGAGGAGGAGGAGGAGGAGGAGGAGGAGGAGGAGGAGGAGGAGGAGGAGGAGGAGGAGGAGGAAGAGGAGGAGGAGGAGGAGGAGGAGGAGGAGGAGGAGGAGGAGGAGGAGGAGGAGGAGGUGGAGGAGGGAGAGAGAGAGGGUAGUGGUGAGGAGGCUGAGGAGGAGGAGGAGGAGGAGGAGGAGGAGGAGGAGGAGGAGGAGGAGGAGGAGGAGGAGGAGGAGGAGGAGGAGGAGGUGUCCCAGCCAGGGAAGGCUAAGAGGAAGGCCAAGGGGAAGGCCAAGGGGAAGGCCAAGGGGAAGGCCAAGGGGAAUGCCAAGGGGAAGGCCAAAGGCAAGGGGAACGGGAAGAAAAAGGGCAAGGGUAAAGGCAUAGAAGUUCAGGAGGAGGGGGAGGGGAGAGGAUGGAAGGUGGUGAAUUGGCCACACGUGGCCUCGUGGCCCAAGUUGCCGGUGGUGCAGACCCCGAGCGCGAAGGGUGAGGCAGGCGGCAUUGAGCGCUUUGUUACAGCGAGGUUGAGUAAGCUGAAGCUUCGUGCAGCGAUCACGAAGCUUGUGGUGACCGGCGACUUGCCCUUUCGCAUCGUCGAGCUGGAUGCGUUCAAGGAGCUGCUGAUCCUGCUGAACGAAAAGUGUGGGGAAAAGGGCGUUAUCCCAUCACGCUGGACGGUGGCGCGCGACACCGUUGUCCUUGCUGACUUGGCGCUCGAGGCAGCGAUUGCAGAGCUGGCCUCUACAACCUGUGCCGUGUCGUACAGCACCGACAUGUGGACAGGCCCGAACGGCAAGGCCUACAUGGUGCUGACAGGUCACUUCGUGUCAGUACAGUGGGAGUUGCGCCAGGUGAUUCUUGCUUUCGUCGAGAUGCCUGGCAGGCAUGGGGGGAAGGAAAUUGCUAAGGCGGUGGAGAAGGUGGUGGUGCAGUGGAAGUUGCAGACGCGUUGCCUCGGUCUCACGACCGACAAUGCGUCUGCAAACGUAGUUGCUCUUCGGCACCUGGCGGAGGAGGGUGAAUUCUCGGGGUACUUCAGCGAGAAGGCGCACUACAGAGUCUCCACGGCCACCGAGGGGUCGACCUACCCCACUGUGUCGAUGGUGCUGCCUUACUUCUACGCCCUCAUCGACAGCCUGGAGAAGAAGCUGCACACAGGGAUGCAUGAACUAGUUCGUCCACUCAUGUCUGCCGCGCUGGGGCACCUGAAGCAGUACGAGUUUGCCAUCGGGGACGAGUACUGGAUCGCGACCUUCUUGGAUCCGUCCAUGAAGGCCGAGUACUUCAGGAUGACACACUGGGAGCUGAUGCAUCCAGGCAUAGUGGCACGUGACGGUGGGCGGCUUAAGCCACGUAUGAGUGCGGACAGGGUGGUGAGCUUGGUGCGCCGCCGAGUGGAGGAGUACCAAGCUCGAGCAGCACGUGAAGCUCCCACCCCACCACCAGCACUAGCAGCAGCAGUGGUGACACCGUUCGAGGACGACGACGACGAGUUUGUGUUCUCUAGGGCACAGCUGCAGAAGCGUGUUUUAGCUAGCGCAGCGGCGAGAGCGGGGGGAGGGGGGACGUCGGUGGGGGAUGAGGUGGAUCGGUACUUAGCGGAGCUGCCUGUCUCGGACGUGCCAGCACUGUAG
Closterium sp. Naga37s-1 is the source of this 2211-nucleotide messenger RNA. NCBI's taxonomy places the organism in Eukaryota, Viridiplantae, Streptophyta, Zygnematophyceae, Desmidiales, Closteriaceae. The record is from the annotation of a GenBank genome assembly.